This is a messenger RNA of Saccharomycodes ludwigii, 879 nucleotides long. RefSeq names its product Rot1p (gene ROT1). The transcript has a single exon. Lineage: Eukaryota; Fungi; Ascomycota; Saccharomycetes; Saccharomycodales; Saccharomycodaceae. Gene Ontology annotation, cellular component: endoplasmic reticulum; endoplasmic reticulum membrane. The record is from RefSeq and is a predicted model, not a curated record. Gene Ontology annotation, biological process: 'de novo' protein folding; budding cell apical bud growth. The coding region runs from base 1 to 879 and encodes 292 amino acids.
AUGUUUUCAAUAAUAACACUUUUGUCACUAUAUUUAUCUUUUCAUAUUACUGUUGUCAAAUCAGAUGACACCGCAACUACCUCUGAAGAUGAUUCUCAGUCUUCUAGUACCGCCUCAGCUAGUGCAACGGCAACAAUUUCUACAAAAGAACAAGAGUUUAUGAAUAGGUUAGAAGGUACUUGGUCAUCUAAAUCACACCAAGUAUUUACAGGAUCUGGAUUUUAUGAUCCAGUAGAUGAGUUAAUUUUUGAACCAUCGCUACCAGGUAUAUCAUAUUCCUUCACAGCAGAUGGUCAUUUCGAACAAGCUUUAUAUAGGGUCACAAGUAAUCCAAAAAAACCAGCCUGUCCCAUUGCUGUUAUUACUUUCCAACAUGGAAGUUAUGAAGUUUUGGAUAAUGGUACUGUUAUAUUGAACCCUAUUGAGAUCGAUGGUAGGCAAUUAGUUAGUGAUCCAUGUAAUGAUAAUGGCACUUCAUCUUAUACAAGAUUCAACUCUACAACUGUUUUUAAAUGGUUCACUGUUGAACUAAACACAUACCAUGGUAUUCAAGAGUUACAAUUAUAUCAAUAUGACUGGUCUGCAUUACAACCCUUAUAUUUGGUUUAUAAACCACCUCUCAUGUUACCUACUAUAACUUUAAAUCCUGUUUCAGAAGGCACCCAGUCUGUAACAGUUAGCAGUAAGAAGAGGAAGAGAGACUCAUUUAUUGGGAAUAAUCUAAAUGUUAGAGAUAGAGUCAGGAGAUACUUGGAGAAUAAACACAAGACAAAUGCUAAAAAAUUAAUAAAUAAAAAUGAAUUGUUUGAUUCUAGUUAUUUAUGGUGGAUUGCUAGUUUAUGUAUAUGUAUUGGGUCUGUUUUAUUUUUGUCUGCAUAG